GUCACCAUUUUCAUGCGCAAAAAAAAAUCUUCAAAACACAGUUCCACCACCACCGUCCACACUUCAACGCAGAAUCACCGCGCCCUUUCAACUCCGCCACAAUCCCCACCACACCACACCCUCUCAUUUCAACCACAAUCCCAAUUCUACCUCAUCAAUCUCCAAACUCAUUUUUUUUGCUUCGAAUUCGCAUUUCCAAACAAGCUUUUGUUUUGCUUCGAAUUCGCAGAAAUGGAAUUAGGGUUAGGGUUAGGAUAACACUUCGCAAUUCUCGAAUCGUUUUUGUUCAUGCGUCGCUUUCAAGUUGCAUUGCGUUUCGCAGCUGUAGAAAUUUUCGCUUAAUUGAUAAUUUAGGGUUUGUGUUGUUGAAAUGUCGAAUAGUUCGAGGGGUCGAGUUACCAUUACUCUUGGACGCAGUGGUCAGGUUGUGAAGAGGGACGUAUCUGCUGGGGAUGUUGCUUACUCUUCUUCUAUGUCUUCAGCUGGGACUAAGCGGUCUGUGAGAGACAGGAUUGGAAGUAAUGGAGAUGGUUCCAUGUGGCAUGGAAAUGGACUCAGCGGCAAUAAACGACAUCGAGGAGAUGUAAGCAUGCAAAAUGGACUGGAUGAUCGGCGUAUUGGCAAAGAUGAUCUCCGAAUGAAACUCAUACAAAAAAGUGCGUCUAGGAGGACCGAAAGUAAUGAUGGCAGUAAGAGGAAUAUUGAUCUCCGUGAAAAAUUGUCAAAGACAGCUCACCCUCCGACAAACAGUUUUAAUUCAAAGCAGCGCAUGCCUGAACAAAGGGAAACAAGCAUGUUCAGACCAGUUUCCUCAGCUAGAAGUUCUGAUGAUAUAAUGCGUAUGGAAUCGAUGAGAAGCCCAUACUCUCCUUGGACACUGGAUCAAAUUCGACAAAGAUCACCAGAUGGGUUUCCAAGUACUUCCAGGGGGAUUUCCCCCCAAAGAAAUGUUGGAGACCUACAGGGAAGGCCAGUAAACAGGACACAUGAUGGCGUCAGACCAGUUUCAUAUGCAGGCAGGGAUGUUCAUGAAACUUCAAGGCCUCCAAGUGCUGCACCUUCAUCUUUCAUGUCACGACCCACAAUAUCUACAUUGCCUCCGGUAACUGCUAAGCCUGUAGCCUCUCAUCCUAGACAACUUCCUCCAUCAAGCAGUGUUGCACAAAGGCCUCCAUUUGUGGGCGAUGAACAGCAACCACAAACUGUUGAUGGCCUGUUACAAAUACUGGGACUACAAAAAUAUCAAAUUCUUUUCAAGGCCGAGGAGGUGGAUAUGACUGCAUUGAGGCAGAUGGGAGAAAAUGACCUCAAGGAGCUUGGAAUUCCUAUGGGUCCAAGGAAAAAACUUCUUCUUGCACUCAUGCCCCGUAAACGUCAACAGUGAUGACUUUCUUUUUGUGCUUGAUGCUGAAAUUGACACCUUGUUGGAUCCCAGGAUUUUAUAACAAAAUACAUUAGGUGAUGUUAAAUUGCACCUCUGAGAAAUUUUACUAAUAUACAUCCUUUGUUCGGUGUGGGGUUCGAAUGUCCCUUGUAUUCACUUAUCUCACAUUUUUGCAUUCAAGAACAAGUAUCAGUUGAAAUUUUUGUUGGAAAUAUUGGUCCUGUAAUAUAUUUUGUGCUUACUUAUUAUAAUUGAAAUUAAUAGGAACCAGAAUCAAUUUUCACUAA
Messenger RNA from Trifolium pratense (red clover), 1671 nucleotides. RefSeq lists its product as uncharacterized. The record is from RefSeq and is a predicted model, not a curated record. The transcript is spliced from 7 exons. Gene Ontology annotation, molecular function: protein binding. Bases 371 to 1384 code for a protein of 337 amino acids. Lineage: Eukaryota; Viridiplantae; Streptophyta; Magnoliopsida; Fabales; Fabaceae.